Molecule: messenger RNA, 5149 nt
Organism: Procambarus clarkii (red swamp crayfish)
Lineage: Eukaryota; Metazoa; Arthropoda; Malacostraca; Decapoda; Cambaridae
Source: RefSeq, a predicted model, not a curated record
GUCAGCCACUCAGCGGCCACCUUGCCGUCUCCCAGUAACCAAUCACCGCUGAGGGGAGCCAUCCUUGAGGAAGCGAGGGGUCCUAUCUUGUUUACAUCUGGCGGCUGGAGCAGUGUGUCAACUGGAGGAGACAAUAUUAUUUAUGUCCACCAGUACAGGAUUAGCAGCCUGGGAAAGUGCUCCCUGGCAAGAUGAUACAACCCAGUUUGUUCAGGGAGGAGGAGUUGACAGCACAGCAGUUGGAGUCUGGCAAGGCUGUUCGUCGCUUCUCUUACCGACAUCGGCCAGAAAAUGGAAAGCUCAAGAUCAGGCGUGAAACCAGUCACAUCAUCUGGACAGCUGCACAAAGUGCCUGUGAUGUUAUUACUGCACUAUGUGAUAUCAAGGAAGUUCGUCCAGGAAAAGGCUCCAAAGAUUUCGACAAGUGGCCCGACGAUUCUCGGAAGGAAGACAAGUCCAAGUGUUUCAUUGUAUUUUAUGGGAAAGAAUUUAAGCUCAGAACACUUUCCAUUGCAGCUUUAGGGACAGAUGACUGCAAUGAGUGGAUCAGCGGACUGAAGUACUUGAUGAAAGAAGCACAGGCAGUUUCUUACACAACCAGACUUGAGCGAUUCCUUCGUACUGAAUUCUACAACAUGAUUAACACCAGAAGCAAGAUUACGUGCUUGGAAGUAAAGAACUUUCUUCCCAAGAUUCACUACAGGAUGAACACUACUCGACUGAGACUGAUCUUCGAUACUGUUGAUGAUACAAGGCGUGGGGAGAUUGGCUUUGAUCAGUUCUUUGAUCUUGUCAAAAAGAUCACCUGGGAUAGCCAAAUUGAUAGAACAAUGUUUUCUAAUACAAGUGAGUGUAGCAGUGUUACGGUGCUGGAGAAGUACAGUAGUGACAUGAUGAGAGUCACUCUGCAGGAGUUCCAGUCAUUUUUGGUGGAAGAGCAGAAUGAAUCGGAAUACCUAGCUGCCAGCAUCAUUAAGGACUUCCUGCAGGAUCCAGAGAGAGACAUCCAGGAACCAUACUUCUUUCUGGAAGAGUUUGUGCAGUACCUGUUCUCCAAGCCAAACGAAUUAUGGGACAAGCGACACAAUUUGGUAAACCAGGAUAUGACAAGGCCCCUCUCGCACUACUGGAUAGCCUCGUCUCACAACACGUACUUAACUGGUGAUCAGCUGGCCAGCGAAUCUUCUACAGAAGCCUAUGCCCGUGUUCUUCGUCAAGGUUGCCGCUGCAUUGAGUUGGACUGUUGGGAUGGGCCUGAUGGCAUGCCCAUCAUCUUUCAUGGUCACACACUAACAUCUAGAAUCUCCUUCCUCGACGUAAUCAACACCAUUCGAGAUCACGCCUUUGUUAAAUCAGAAUAUCCAGUUAUUUUAUCCAUUGAAGACCACUGCAGCCUUCCACAGCAACAGGAGAUGGCUCGGCGUUUCCGUGAGGUGUUCCGCGAUUCCCUUCUUACUUCUUCUAUAGAUAGUAAUGAACAAGCAAUGCCAUCACCUGAUCAACUCAAGAGAAUGAUUAUCCUCAAACAUAGAAAACUUCCUGGAGGGACGGACGAGUUCACGCCUCUAGCUGCUAAUGUGGACGAACAGGGAGGAGAGAUGGAACUGAGCAAGCUGAGUCUCAAAAGUGAUCGUCUCUUCCUCAAGAACCCGGUAGAUUCAACAGCUUGGCAGGCACACUUUUUUGUUCUCACUCAUGAUCGUCUCUACUUUACUGAACUUCAGAAUGAACAAGAAGCAGAUGCAGAUGACCAAGCUAGUGGGUUGAGAAUGCCCAAUGAUGUAAGUGAUGAUGAGCAACAUCUGCAAGAGCCUUGGUACCAUGGAAAGAUGGUGGGAGGCAGAACAAAGGCUGAAGAGCUCCUCCAGCAGCACAGCCACCUUGGAGAUGGGACUUUCCUGGUGCGCCACUCUGAGAAUUUUGUAGGAGAUCAUACGCUGUCUUUCUGGCACCAGGGAAAAGCUAGUCACUGUCGCAUACGCACUCGGCAGGAAGGAGACACGACGAGAUAUUGGCUCAGGGAUAAUGAUGCUUUUGAGAGUCUUCACGCACUUGUGGAACACUAUCGUACCUACCCCAUUCGUGCACAGGAUGUCUCGGUGAUCCUGGGAGCAGCAGUACCACAACCCAACAGUCACGAGCGCAUGGAGUGGUAUCAUGCCAACCUUUCCAGAGAGGAUGCGGAGGACUACCUUGGAAGGAUUCCCGAGGAUGGAGCAUUUCUUGUUAGACCAAGUGGAGAGCCGGGCAGCAUAUCCAUAUCAUUUAGAGCUGAAGGGUGUACAAAGCACUGUCGUGUCAAACAAGAGGACCAACUCUUUACAAUUGGAACUGCUACUUUUGACAGUCUUGUAGAUCUUGUCAAGUACUAUGAACGUAACUUCCUUUUCCGUCAUGUGAAGUUGCGGUAUCCUGUGACGGAGCAUGUUAUGCAGGGAUUGUUGGAACAGGAUCAAGUUGGACCCCCACAGCCUGGUGGUUAUGUAACAUACAUCAGCAAUAUCCAUGUGAAGGCCAAAUUUUCUUACAAAGCGAAGAGAGCGGAUGAGUUGACAUUCCCCAAACAUGCCAUCAUCCAAAACGUAAACAAGGCUGAUAAGGAAUGGUGGAAGGGGGACUAUGGUGGACUGAAGCAGCAUUGGUUCCCUGCCAUUUAUGUUGAAGAAAUUGAACCAGAAAAUAUUGAUGAAAGAGUAAUUCAAAAUAUUGGAGGUGACAGCCAGGUCCUGGGCAGCCAGCAGAAAGGGAGCCUCGAUCUACGAGGGGCGGAGGCCUCAGUUGACCGUUUCCCUGGCGACAACCGCUGGGGCAUCAAGUUCAUCAUCAGAUUGACAGCACCAACGCUGCCUCAGGUGCUGGAGAUGGGCUGCACGUCGGAGCAAGAAGCCAAGGAGUGGAAGGAGAAGAUUAAUUGCACGGCAUCGGUUGUUGAUGUGGUACAAACUAGACAACAGAGAGAGACGGAACUUCGUAUCAAGAAAGAACUCAGUGAUUUAGUAGUUUACUUUCGAUGUGUGCCUUUCGAUGCCGAGAAGUGCUUCACCCUUGGAGGUUGUCACAAUGAGAUCUCCUCCUUUCCUGAGCACAAAAUGGAAAGUCACAUACAAAGGAACCCUUGUGGUUUGCUAAAGUUUCACAAGAUUGGAUUCAGUAGAGUUUACCCACGAUCAACACGUGUCGACUCUUCCAACUAUAAUCCUGUGCCUAUGUGGAACCACGGCUGUCAGAUGGUCUCUCUUAACUACCAGACAGGUGACAAAGCGAUGCAGUUAAAUGAAGGAUUGUUUCUGCAGAAUGGGCGGUGUGGAUAUGUUUUGCGUCCGGACUGCCAGCAUGAUCCCAACUAUGACCCUUCAAAUUUGGACACACUACACACCACUUUCCCCAUUAGUCUUUCAGUUAAAAUAUUUGGUUGUCGUCACCUGAGUAAAUCUGGGAGAGGCUGCAUCUCCCCACUAGUUGAGGUAGAAAUUAUUGGCUGCGAGUACGACAACGGCCAGAAAUACACCACCAAAGCUGUUCAUGACAAUGGUCUGAACCCCAUGUGGUGCAGCAAUUUGAUAUUUCAUGUGCAGAAUCCUGAGUGCAGUCUGAUACGUUUUGUUGUCUACGAUGAAGAUGUCUUCAGAGAACCAAACCAGAUUGGCCAAGCAACUUAUCCAAUCAUGUGUAUACGAGAAGGCUACCGCAGUGUCCCACUAAAAAAUGCUUAUUCUGAGGAGAUUGAACUGGCAUCUAUACUUAUUCACCUCAAGAGCACAAGAGAUGAUGAAUAUGAGACACUGCUGAAACUCAGGGCGCAGAUCAUCGAGAUGCUGGAUGUGUCAAAACGCAAACAUGAAGAAGAACGGAUCUUAAUACUAGAGCGAAGAUUAAGCUCACUAGAAAAGGAUAUAUUAAAAUUUCAAGGGAAAUUAGCAGCUAAGUUUGAAAAUAUGAAGCUAGGCAUCACUACCUCACCACUCCUCAAAGUGGAGAUGCAGCAGUGUCACUGAGAUUGUAAACUGCACAUCAGUGCCAUUAGUGGCUCUAAACUGCCAUGUAUUUUAAGUGAUGCUCAGUUAAGCAACUGUGUUGCUGGCAGUUGUAAACUGCACAAGCCUGGCAUUGGAGGUUCUAAACUAAACUCUAGUGUUAUGUUGGUUGCCGCUGCGCAUUGCUGUCAUUUGCAAGUCAUAUCAAGAAUGAACGUAGCACACUGCUAACGAUAAAUAAAGCACUAGUGUGUUCCUCCCCCUAUCCAGUACAUCGUCUCCCCCAGUCCUCGUUCUCUCCCAUUGCAUUGUAGAGCUGGUGUUGUCAACGCCUGUCAAUUUCCAUCUGAGUUGGAAAUACUCAUACCCAUUAUAUCAUAACAUGUUUCCUCAGCUCUGUGUUCCUUCCCUCUACAGUGCAAUUGAUGUAUGUUGGCAUCAUCACAAGUAAGAGGUCAAGUCUCAUCCAUCCAGCAAUGCUUUGCCAUAAAUCAUAGUCACUUUAAUUACUCCAUCCAGUCCUAAUGUCCAGAAGAGUCUUAAUCAUAUCAACUAAAGUGAUGUUACAUUGCCAUCAUAUGGAGCAUACAGGUAUUUUGAGUGGUUAUCCGGAGCCUUGGGCCUGGUGUGGAUCAGCAGGUAUGGCUGAAGAGUGGAAGAGCCAUUCUGGCCGGGAGUGUAGCUUCAUUUCCCUUUAAGUCAACUUCUAAGUCAUUCUUUUAAUAUGUAGUGUAUUCUUAGUUUUACCAAAAUAUUUGUUUUUUCUAGUUGUGUGUAAACAGUGUUUAAGUAAAAAAAAUAAUAGCAAACCAAGACUUGGAUCAUUUGUUUGCACAAAUAUGAAAGGAACAAAGAAAGUUGGUAUGAAGGUAACUUGUCUAGGCAGGUGUUCAUCAGCAUUGUGGUAAACAUCUGGAGAAUUAUGCAAGCACACCAAUUGAGUCCCUUUCAAUUUUAUAUUGACAAAAAAUAAACUCACUACUUUAUAUUAUUGAUUAUGCUGACACAUGUGUUGGCACAUACUUUUUGUGCUAUUUGCAUGAAAUGGUAAUAUCUGUAUACUUGUACUUAGUGUAGUAGAAAAUAAGGCCAUGGAUUUGAUGCUCAUUGUUUCUUCCAUAUUUUCUAGAGAAACAUCCUGUUACUUUUAUAAUUAAUAAAAGUUUAUAACACAA